Messenger RNA from Zea mays, 2220 nucleotides. RefSeq names its product zinc finger MYM-type protein 1. Lineage: Eukaryota; Viridiplantae; Streptophyta; Magnoliopsida; Poales; Poaceae. Gene Ontology annotation, molecular function: protein dimerization activity. The record is from RefSeq and is a predicted model, not a curated record. The coding region runs from base 1219 to 2220 and encodes 333 amino acids. The transcript has 3 exons.
AAGAUGAAGCUCGGAGAUUUUAUAUAUCUGAGGGCCCAUAUCAAGUUAUAUUAGAUGAGUACCCAUUGAAUGAUGCAUCUCAUGCUCGUCGGUUCCAGAGCAAUUGGUUUAAACAAUUUAGUUGGCUAGAGUAUUCACCUCAUACAGAUCGUGCUUAUUGUCUCCCAUGUUUUCUUUUUUCAAAGAAACCAAUUGGAAAGUAUGGAUUAGAUACAUUCACAGUCAAGGGGUUUAACAAUUGGAAAAAGGUUAAUGAAGGAAAGGAAUGUGCUUUUCUAAAACAUAUGGGAAAUUCUGGUUCUGCCCAUAACUAUUCUGUUGGAUGUUUCAAUAAUCUGAAAAACAGUAUGACUCAUAUUGACAAGGUGAUGGUUAAAGAAAAUGAGAAAUUAGUUGCAGAAGCAAGACUAAGGCUUACGACUACCAUCAAUUCCAUUAGGUGGCUAACAUUUCAAGGUUGUCCAUUUAGAGGCCAUGAUGAAUCUCAGAAUUCAUUAAAUCAAGGUAAUUUUCUUGAAAUGGUCAAGCUUUUGGCUUCAUAUAACAAGGAGGUGAAAGGAGUUGUGUUACAAAAUGCUCAAAAAAUGCCAAAUACACUUCAUCUGAUGUCCAGAAGGAAAUUCUAAGCACUGUUGCACGGAAAGUGCAAAAAUUAAUAAGAGAAGAAAUUGGCACUAGCAAGUUUUGCAUCAUGGUUGAUGAAGCUCGAGAUGAAUCUAAAAAGGAGCAAAUGGCAAUAGUCAUCCGUUUUGUCAACAAAGAAGGACUUAUCAAGGAACGUUUUCUUGACCUCGUUCAUGUGAAGGAUACUACUGCAUUGACUCUUAAGAACUCAAUUUGUGCUGUCUUAACUGCUAAUACCUUGAGUAUAGAAGACAUCAGAGGCCAAGGUUAUGAUGGUGCAAGUAAUAUGAGAGGGGAGUGGAAUGGAUUGAAGGCUCUAAUUCUAAACGAGUGUCCAUAUGCAUAUUACAUUCAUUGCAUGGCUCAUCAACUGCAAUUGGCUCUAGUGGCAGCAUCAAGGGAAGUGCAACAGGUACACAACUUCUUUCAGCAUGCAACUUUUAUCAUAAAUGUUGUUAGUUCAUCUACUAAGCGCAAUGAUGAGUUACUAGCUGCGCAAGCUGAAGAAAUAGCUCGUGAAAUUGAAUUGGGAGAGCUUGACACUGGACAAGGUGCAAAUCAGAUGAGCUCUCUACAGAGGCCAGGGGACACUAGAUGAGUUCCCAUUACAAGUCAAUUCAAAGCUUAAAGAAGAUGUUUAGCGCCACAAUUUCAGUCCUAUGUAGUAUUGCAAAUGAUCGUUCAGUUUUAAAGUAUUCUCGUGGUGAUGCUGCAGGUGCACUACAAAUUAUUGUCAAAUUUGAUUUUGUGUUUAUUUUGCUCAUGAUGGAAAAGAUUAUGAAGAUUACCGAUGUGCUAUGUCAAACACUCCAAAAGAAGUCAAUUGAUAUUUUAAAUGCACUAGAUUCAGUUUCCAAUACUAAAGUCUUACUUGGUAACUUGCGAAACGAUGGUUGGGAUCCUGUUCUUCAGGAGGUUAAUUACUUUUGUGAAAAGAAUGACAUCGAUAUUUUGGAUCUGAAUCACAAGUUUGUUGAUGUGACCAAAUCUCGAAAUAAGAAUGAUAACACCACCGUUUUUCAUCAUUAUAAAUUUGAUGUGUUUAAUGUUGCAAUUGAUCAACAACUGAAUGAGAUAGAAGAUCGAUUUGGUGGCCAAGCGACAGACCUUUUAUCACUUUGUGCUUUCUUGAAUCCAAUACUUGGCUCUUUUAACAUAGAAAAGGUAUGCUCUCUAGUGGAAAAGUAUUAUCCUACUGAUUUCUCAAAUCAAGAAAGAAUGCAAUUAGAGUGCCAAUUGCCACAUUUUCAACUUGAUGUUUGCAACCAUCCAGAACUAAAGGGUUUAUCAUCUUUGGCUGAUUUAACAAGUGGAUUAGUUAAGCUGGGUAAAGAUUCUUCUUAUCCGAUGGUAGAUAAAUUAUUGAGAUUACUUUUAACUCUCCCUGUGUCAACUGCGACCACAGAGAGAGCCUUUUCAGCUAUGAAAUUUGUGAAGACACGUCUUCGAAGCAAAAUGGGAGAUGCCUAUUUAUGGGAUUAUCUGGUCGUUUAUAUUGAAAGGGAAUUAGCGGCAAUGAUUAGUUCUGAUGAUAUUAUCAAGGCCUAUGAUCUAGCUAGUACACGUAGAGCUAAAUUCAAAAUAACUAAAAUGUAA